This is a messenger RNA of Engraulis encrasicolus (European anchovy), 3895 nucleotides long. RefSeq names its product inositol hexakisphosphate kinase 1 (gene ip6k1). The coding region runs from base 1096 to 2739 and encodes 547 amino acids. NCBI's taxonomy places the organism in Eukaryota, Metazoa, Chordata, Actinopteri, Clupeiformes, Engraulidae. Gene Ontology annotation, biological process: phosphatidylinositol phosphate biosynthetic process; inositol phosphate biosynthetic process. Gene Ontology annotation, molecular function: inositol hexakisphosphate kinase activity. The record is from RefSeq and is a predicted model, not a curated record. The transcript is spliced from 6 exons. Gene Ontology annotation, cellular component: cytoplasm; nucleus.
AAUCGUUUAUCUGCUGGAUGUGUUUGUGCUAGUUGCAUAACAUCUUUGCAUUGUAAUUUUCAUGCGUGUAUUUGACAACACGGUCAUGUUGAGCUGGAGAGACUAAUGUUAGCAGCUAUCUGCUAGCCUAGAUGGUUAGCUAAGGUUACGUUUCGAUCAUGAUACAGCCGUAACAGCUUUUUCGAACUCUCAUUUUAGUGAAUUAGUGAAGACAUGUCAUACAACACUCCAUUUUGUUUAAUCCAAAACCCACGGCAACAUUUCUAAUGUAAGUCAGUAAGCAGGAAUGGCACAAACGUUUCAAGGACUUAAGACCUGAGCUAGCUUGGUAGAGCAGCGUUAGCCUAGUUGCUAGUCUCAAGUCGUGUUGUGGCUAAUCAAAACAAAAUGGUACACCGAGUUGACGAUUGAUAAUGUCUGAGAUGUUUAAACGGUCCUGUAGACCUAUCAUCUUGUAGAGCAGUAUAAUUAUUUUCUGAUGUAUGACAUGUAGAUGCUAGGCGUUACAUUAGCCAUGUCAAAAGUGAUGUAAAUGGUCUGUGUCAAAACUAUGAACAACUAUUUGUUUACUUGGCUCGUUUGAUUUCCGGCUUGUCCGUUACCCACUUGCUUAGUAGCUAAGCUGUGUUUCUGGCACCGGUGCAGUUGGGCUAGCGCCUGGUUUAUAUAAUACUACGCUAUUAAGGAGAUUGAGGUAUUUUGUCGACCAUAAAUUCAGUUGGAAUAUAACACGACAAGUGAGGUAUCGAAGCAACUACACGUGAACGCUGCAAUUGUGUCAUUCUGGUGCUUGAGGGGACAAGACUGACUGACUGGCUGCUGGUUUUGGUGGGAGACCACUGAUUGGCUGCUGGUCUGGUGGGCGGGGACACGACUAAUUGGCUUCUGGUCUGGUGGGUGGGGACAGGACUGACUGGCUGCUGGUCUGGUGGGCAUCGACAACUGACUGGCUGCUGAGUCUGGUGGGCGUCGCUUGUCGGGCUGGCUCCACCCCCACCGGGCGGCAGCCUGCGCACUCAGCCGCCCCCUCCUCCGCGCUCACCUGGCCUGCAUGCCCGCGCCCAUGCCCCCACUGCCUCACGGACCUCCAACGCCAUGUGCAUCCCGCACAGCAUGGAGGCGGGCAAGCACAGCGGUGGCCACAGCCAAGGUCAUGCUCCUCCCACUCCCCAGCAGCAGCAGCCUCAGAUGCAGCAGCAGCAGCAGCAGGGGGCGGCCGGGCCAGACAGGAGGCGCUCUGGGGGCGGCGUGGCCCUCGAGCCCUUCGUGCACCAGGUGGGCGGCCAUACCAGCAUGAUGCGCUACGACGACCACACCGUCUGCAAGCCCCUCAUCUCUCGUGAGCAGCGCUUCUACGAAUCCCUCCCGCCAGAGAUGAAGGAGUUCACCCCAGAGUACAAAGGUGUUGUGCUGGUGUGCUUCGAAGGAGACCUGGACGGCUACAUCAACCUGGUGGCGUACCCCUACGUGGAGAGCGAGGGGCUGGAGCAGGAGGAGCAGACGGAGCGCGACCGAGACGCACCUCGCCGCAAGCACUCCCGCCGCAGCCUCCACCGCUCCAGCAGCGACCACAAGGACAAGGAGGAAAAGUCUGCGCACGAGAGCGACAGCAGUGAGAAUUUGCAGGAGUUGAAGAGCCCCCGCCUGGAGCUGCACAUGCACUCGGAGGUGCCAUUCCAGAUGCUGGACGGGAACAGCGGCCUCAGCUCCGAGAGGAUCACCCACAACCCCUGGAGCCUUCGCUGCCACAAGCAACAACUCAGCCGCAUGCGCUCCGAGUCCAAGGAUAGGAAACUCUACAAAUUCCUCUUGCUGGAGAACGUAGUGCAUCACUUCAGCUAUCCCUGCAUCCUGGACCUGAAGAUGGGCACCAGGCAACAUGGGGAUGAUGCUUCCGAAGAGAAGGCUGCGCGCCAGAUGAAGAAAUGUGAACAGAGUACCUCCGCCACACUGGGGGUACGGGUCUGUGGCAUGCAGGUAUACCAGAUGGACACAGGGCAUUACCUUUGCAGGAACAAGUACUACGGACGCGGCUUGUCCAUUGAUGGCUUCAGGCACGCCCUGUUUCAGUACAUGCACAACGGUACGCAGCUGAGACGGGACCUGUUUGAGCCGAUCCUGGGCAAGCUGCGCAGCCUGAAGGCGGUGCUGGAGCGCCAGGCCUCGUACCGCUUCUACUCCAGCUCGCUGCUCAUCAUCUACGAAGGCAAGGAGCCUGAGGCCGAGGCUGUAUGGACCAAAGCUGAAGUCCUGGUCAAGGACAAGGACGCCAGCCAAGGCCUGCUGGUCCCCUUUCACUCACAACAACAACAACAACAACAACAACAACAACAACCGCCCCUCCCCCAGCCACUGCAGUCCCUCCCCCAGCCACUACAGCCACAACUGUCCUUUCCUCAGCCCAUGGAGGCCAGCCCAGCUGUGGAGUCGUCGGCUACUACUGCGGACACCCCCAUGCCCCCAAAGCAACCUCCUCCUACAGUCGCCCCUCGCCUCACCACCUCCUCCAUCACCACCACCACCACCACCUCCUCCUCAUCAGACAGCCAGUCCUGUCUUCAGCAGCAGCAGCAGCAGCAGCCGCCCAGUGUGGACGUGCGAAUGAUCGACUUUGCACACAGCACCUUCAAAGGUUUUCGAGACGACCAGACGGUUCACGACGGGCCCGACCAGGGCUACGUGUUUGGACUAGAGAGCCUCAUCAAAAUCCUGGAGGCCAUCAGGGAAGAGAACAAGUGACUGACAAGACAUAGCCAACCUCUACACUUGAUAUAAAACUUUAUUUUUUAACCUUUUCUUCCUGCAUUUUGUUCCCAAGUAUCAUCCUCAGUUCCUGUCUUUGUCCAACCUCAGUCUUCAGACAGCCUACUCAUUAAGUUGUCAGUCUGCAGUGACCUGGUCACAGAGCUGACAACUAAAAGCACAGAGAAAAAAAAAAUAGGGAUAUUCCUCAUUGUUGCAUAUAUGCAAGCAGACUGAUUCUGGAACUCUUUCUUGCCAUUCGUGAGCAGAAAUGAUCCUGACUCUUCUGGGUGCUGGCCAGUAGGACAGACUAUGUUGCUGUCCUUUCACCUCACAGUGGAAAAACAAACAACUUUUUUUGUGUGCUGUGUUAUUAGGGCAUGUCACCGCCCUGUGGCCAUGUGCUGUUACUGCAUGUAUUCGCCAGGCAUAGUUUCAGGUCUAUUCCAUGGUCAAGUCCCACCACCACAUUGUACAGUUGGUUAUGCCCAUUCGAGUCUGUGUUAUGAUGACACAUUAAGACACAUGAUUGGAUGGCUGCAGGGAUCUUUUUAUUUGACUCAUCCUCUAUAACAGUGUUACCAGGCAGGAAGGGCAAGACAGUGGAACCGCCCGUAGCCUCCCCCUGGCCGACAGAGAUGUAUUGGGGAGGGGGAAAAGGGAGUUUUUAAGUUACCCAGGUCCCUUGAUAUGAAACUGAAGGUGAACCAUUUCCCAACACUUUAUGGAUUAAGUGAUAAUCACCCCACUGCUUGUUGGUUUGAAAAAUUGCGUUUUGCAGGUCAUUUAUUUAUUUUAAAUGUUGCUCUCUCUAUUGUAGUCCUUUUGAUUCCAUUUUAAUGCAGUCACUGUGUGUGUUGUUUACGUUUCCAGUCAAAGCUGUUGGUUCUCCUGGAGAUGACAUUUCUUUUUAUUUUUAUUUGGUCUCAUCAUCCCUUCUAUAUAAAUAGGAGACCUGACCCCUAGAUAUGUCUGCCAGACAGUGUGUAUACAGCUUUUUUGUGCUCAGUUUUUCUUGUGUUACAAGCUUUUGUCAAACCCAAAGAGAAAAAAAAUACUCCACAUACCAUUUGCACUGUAAAACAUUGACAGCAUUUUUGUUUGUGGUUGUGGUUAUUGCCUAGGCACUGUCUAUAUAAAGUAAUCACACAGA